CUUACAACGAACACUUUACCUUUUAUCGUCUCUUAUCCACUCGCCCCCGCGGUACCCCGCCAACACCAUGCCGAUGCUCAAGGAUCCCUCAAGAAAGUAUAAGCCUUUCAAGCCGCUGAAUCUGCCAAAUCGCCAAUGGCCCAACAAAGUUAUUGAUAAGCCUCCUCGCUGGCUGGCGACCGAUCUGCGUGAUGGCAACCAGUCUCUGCCCGACCCAAUGGAUGGCGAACAAAAAUACCGUUUCUUCAAGAUGCUCGUGGAUAUCGGCUACAAGGAAAUUGAAGUGUCCUUCCCGUCCGCAUCCCAGACGGAUUUCGAUUUCACCCGCCGUCUAGUCGAAGAGCCCGGUCUCACACCCGAUGAUGUCGCCCUGCAGGUCCUAGCGCCCUGCCGUGAGGACCUCAUCCGUCGCACAGUCGAUUCCCUGAAGGGCGCCAAGAAGGCUAUUCUCCACAUCUACCUCGCAACGAGUCCCUGUUUCCGUCGGAUCAUCUUCAACAUGGAUCACAAGCAGAGUCUGGAUCUGGCUGUUAAGUGCACAAAGUACGCCCGCUCUAUCACCAAGGACGACCCUUCCCAGGCUGGCACAGAUUGGCAAUUCGAGUUCUCCCCCGAGACUUUCUCCGAUACUGAGCCCGAGUUCGCCGUGGAGGUCUGCCAGGCUGUUAAGGCUGCUUGGGGACCCACGGAGGAUAAGCCCAUUAUUUUCAACCUGCCCGCUACGGUAGAGAUGGCCACCCCCAAUGUCUUUGCUGAUCAGAUUGAGUACUUCUGCACAAACAUGACUGAGCGCGAGAAGUUCGUUGUUUCAGUUCACCCGCAUAACGAUCGUGGCUGUGCUGUUGCUGCAGCUGAACUGGCACAGAUGGCUGGUGCUGAGCGUGUAGAGGGAACUCUGUUCGGUAACGGUGAGCGUACUGGAAACGUGGACCUGGUCACUCUCGCCCUGAACCUGUACACACAAGGUGUCUCACCAGGCGUCGACUUCUCAGACAUCAACUCUGUCAUCAAGGUGGUAGAGGAGAGCAAUAAGAUUCCCGUCAAUGAGCGUGCGCCAUAUGGUGGUCAGCUCGUGGUGUGCGCAUUCUCUGGAAGCCACCAAGAUGCAAUCAAGAAGGGCUUCAAGCUGCGCGAAGAGGGCGAGGGUGCAGACGAGGACACCGAAUGGACAGUCCCGUACCUGCCCCUGGACCCUCAAGAUAUCGGCCGUACCUACGAGGCAGUUAUCCGCGUCAACUCCCAAAGUGGCAAGGGUGGUGCCGCCUGGGUUAUCCUGCGCAGCCUGGAGCUGGAUCUCCCUCGCGCGCUGCAGGUCGAGUUCAGCAAGAUCGUGCAGGAGAAGACCGAGGCUGUCAGCCGGGAGCUGAAGCCUACCGAGAUCGUCAACCUCUUCGAGGAGGCCUACCACCUCAAGUCAAACCCUCGCUUCACCCUUAUCGACUACAUCCCCUGCUCCCCCGAGCCCGGCAAGGCCCUCAACACCAAGAACCUCAAGCGUCGCUUCACCGGUGUUAUCGAGAUCGACAAUAUCCAGCACGCCAUCACCGGUGUUGGCCCAGGUGCUAUCUCCUCCCUGGCUACCGCACUUUCCUCCCUCGGUAUCGAUCUCGAUGUCCGCGACUACAAGGAACACUCCAUUGGUCGCGGUCGUGAUACAAAGGCUGCUACAUACAUUCAGUGCACAGCAGCCGGCAGCAAUCAACAGGUGUGGGGUGUUGGUAUCCACCAAGAUGUGGUCCAGGCCUCUCUGAUUGCGCUGCUCAGCGCCGCCAGCUCGUUCCUCGCCUCCCGUGCUGGCUCUCCUGCUCCUUUCCGUCCCAUCCGCUCCAACACCCUUACAAACGAGGACAUCCAGGCUCUCGAGCAGCUGGCCGGUACUCCCGAGGCUGCCACAUCUAAUGGCGGCCUGAGUGCCAAGGUUAACAUCGAGCAGCUGACAACACAGGCUGGAAAGAUGUAAAUUAAUUUUUUUGGAAAAAAAAGCCAAUGCCUAAAAGUGAUAGC
Molecule: messenger RNA, 2004 nt
Organism: Penicillium crustosum
Lineage: Eukaryota; Fungi; Ascomycota; Eurotiomycetes; Eurotiales; Aspergillaceae
Product: 2-isopropylmalate synthase
Exons: 6
Coding region: 68-1960 (630 amino acids)
Biological process (GO): L-leucine biosynthetic process
Cellular component (GO): mitochondrion
Molecular function (GO): 2-isopropylmalate synthase activity
Source: RefSeq, a predicted model, not a curated record